Molecule: messenger RNA, 1058 nt
Organism: Drosophila nasuta
Lineage: Eukaryota; Metazoa; Arthropoda; Insecta; Diptera; Drosophilidae
Exons: 1
Coding region: 118-1023 (301 amino acids)
Source: RefSeq, a predicted model, not a curated record
AUAAUGUUGAAUCGCAGUAUACACUGAGUUUAGUUUUGUUAGAGUAGUUUCAUUUAUUCCAAAUUAUGUGUUUGUCUCCAAAUUAUGUUACUAGAUUAGUGGUUUCUUGGUUUUAAAAUGGAACCGUCCUGCACGUCCAACACGUCAGCUGAUCGGCAGCCAUCUACCACCAUUCGCCGACGUCGUCGCCAAGAAAAGUUCCACAAUCAACAUAAGGAUACAACAUUGUCGUUGUUUUCCAAACCCUACUCCAACUAUCGUCUGCCGGUCUCUGUGGCCUCGACUGAUCUGAACUUGGUACAACUGAGCCGAUAUGACUCACUCGCGGAUCGUGCUCGACACCCUCCCCUCUAUGUUGUGCCAGAUCAAAAGUCACAAUGGGCGCGUUUACGUAUGAUUUCAUGUCCUAUACAAGGGUGUUCCUGUACAUUGGAUCCGAAUGGAUGGCUGGCGCACUAUUUGAACGAGCACAUGCCAAGGACGGGUAUUGCCUUCAAGGAUGUUGCAUUCCCUACUGAGAAAAAAACGUUGCAUGCUGUCUGCCAUAUUAAUAGUCUUGAAUACGACGUUGACAAACUACUAGGCGUCUAUGGAUAUCAGCGACUUGGUCUCAAUCCGCUUAAUUGUCCUCGAAAUACGCUUCUUCCCAGGGAUUACCGUAAAUUCUCGCAGCAUGGUGUUUUAAUGCUGUUUGCUUGCCGCACCAGGCAUUCGCUGUUAUGGGAACGCAAACAGAUGACCGAUGUGAUCGCCAUUUGGGUAUCAACUCCAUUGCAGGCCGUAUCUAUUACAUUGCGCUGUGUAGUUCAGCCUGCGCAAUCCACACGAUACUAUUCCAAGCGCAUUCAUGCCCGAUCAUUGCCAACGACAGCGGUGCAAGCAGCGCCAUGCCGCGACUUUAUCAAGACGGAUAGCAACGUCAUUGUCAUUAGCUAUCAAGACUUGUGGCCACUAAUGUCAUUGAGUCCAGGGCAACAGUUGCUGCAUGUGGAGCUGCACGUGAUGGGCGAACAGAAGGUCUAAUUGCGUUUCAAUAAAAAUUGGUCAGACGAAACUUA